AUGAACCUUCUUGUUGUUAAAAUUUCCUCGUUGUUGUGCAUAAUCACCGCUAUGCCAAUUGAUCAAAAUAAUAACAAAACUGAGAAUAGUACAUUGAAUGCGGGCGUUCGUGGUAUGAUGUCCGAGUAUCACAUUGAUAAAUUACCAGCUGCGCUGCGCAUUUCACAAAUCAUUCCGAAAUUUCAAGCUCCGAAGAAGUUCAAUAUAACAAAAAUUGUGCAGGAUAUGAAAGAUUUUGGCAUUCAUAGUUUAAAAGAUGAGAAGCACAUCGAAGCUCUACCGUUGGAGCGUGAUGGGAAGAUUAAUCCUGAAUUUCACAAGGAGAUUUUCUUAGGAAAUCACGAACUCUUCGAAUCCGAUAUUCAGCAUAAUGAAGAAAAACGAAAUAAAAAAUUAGAAGAAAUCUUCCGUGUAGCCGAUGUGGAUCAUGAUGAACGGUUGUCGAAAGAAGAAAUGUUAAAUUAUGUUUUGAAAAAUAUCCAUGAACAUUUACGAGAAGCGAAACUGCGCAAUGCGCAGCUGUUUUUGUUCAUCGACUCGAAUGAAGAUGGAAAAGUGACGUGGAAUGAAUAUUUCGCCUUGUAUGUCAAAUUUCAUAAUAUGAAUGAGACCGGAAUCAAAGAAACUGACCCGUUUGACUUCAUCCAAGGACCGUUUGAUAAUAAUUUUCAACGAGAGUUAGUCAAUAUUCGUUAUCGUUGGACAGAUGCUGAUGCUGGUGCUGAUAAUGAGCUGAAUAUCGACGAAUUCCUUGCUUUUCGUCAUCCGGAGAUCGCUGGACAUUCGUAUAAACAUAUUGUUGAUGAUAUGUUGAUACAAAUGGAUCGGAAUGAAGAUCAGCAAUUGAACGAGACAGAAUUUGCAUUUUUACCUUCGAGUGUCUUAGAAGACGGUGGAAAUAAAGAAUGGGUUGAAAUGGACAAGCGUUGGUUAGAAGAGCAAAGAAACGAAUUCCGCGAAAUGGAUGAAAAUCAUGAUGGAAUUCUGACAAAAGACGAACUAUUGCAUGCAUACGAUCCGUUGAAUCGCGUUCAUAUAAGUAAUCAAAUCAAGAAAUUGUAUUCUAAAGUGGAUGAUUCGCCUUCGGACAAUCUGUUAUCAUUGAAUGAAAUCCAAAAACACGCGGAUGUGUUUACUGAUAUGCAACUCUUAGAUACCGAAAAAGCAUUACACGAAGAAAUGUGA
This is a messenger RNA of Adineta ricciae, 1185 nucleotides long. The record is from the annotation of a GenBank genome assembly. NCBI's taxonomy places the organism in Eukaryota, Metazoa, Rotifera, Eurotatoria, Adinetida, Adinetidae.